Messenger RNA from Pocillopora damicornis (cauliflower coral), 3121 nucleotides. RefSeq lists its product as uncharacterized. Gene Ontology annotation, molecular function: protein binding. The record is from RefSeq and is a predicted model, not a curated record. Lineage: Eukaryota; Metazoa; Cnidaria; Anthozoa; Scleractinia; Pocilloporidae.
UGCAAAAUAAACAUAUCUGACGUGGAUAUUAUUUACAUAAAAUCGAAAUAUUCAGAAAAGUGAAAGUCUUUGCAAGGAAUAAACAAUUAUCCUAACAAAUUUCUAAAGAGAAAAGUGGAAGAGAUUUGAUUGCAUUUGAUUUCCCAUUUUCGAAGAAGCAAUUUCUCGGCAAGGGAAGCUAUUUUAGCGAUGACUCGCAUGAGUUCGUAUAUGCAAAUUAAAUAAAAUGAUCGUUCAUCCCAGAAGUCAAAUUUUGAUAGAAACGCCUAGAAGUUUUUGUUUAGACAUGGAGUAUGGCUUAUGAAAAGCGGGCAUUUUGGCUCGUUCUACGAGUUUGGCAUGUGUCCUCGAUCUGUCUUCACUGUCAACACUCCAUUUGCGUGUUAGGCCAACAGAAGGCGAGCGUUCACCAUUCAAGCAACAAGUCGGCAGGGUUAUAUUUAGAAACUUCAAACGAUGUGACAAUCAGAGUGGGGAAACUACUUCAGUUGAACUGCAGUAUAAUUGGAGCAGCUAAUUCCUCUCAGUUAUCCUGGUAUCGUGGGAAUCAGAGUUUGUCCAAUCACACAACAAAACUGAGUAAUGAAACCAUUCAGUUGAUAAUAGAGCAGGUGGACUGGAUUAACAAUGGAAGUUAUGUGUGUAAAGAAAAAGGGAAGAAUAACAUAGUUCAACCCAAGUCUGUUGCAGUAACAAUUGGUGAUAUUCCAAGUCCACCUAGAGAUGUAUGGGUGAACAAUGUGGAGUAUAAAACUCGUAUUCAUUGGAAGGCCCCAUUGUACAGUGGUGGAUUAAAACUAAAGUAUGCUGUCAAAGCAAGAUGUGCAUUUAAUACAUCAAGUUUAAGUGCUGAUCAGCUGUUGGAGUGUAAAAAAGAUUUCUUUACAAUCUGUUCUGAUAGUCAUUUCCAACAAGAACCAGGAGCAGGAUCUGAUAGUUUUUUUUGUGAUGUUUUUGAGGUCCUUUCCUACCACCCACACUCUGCCUAUGUUGAGGCUAUAAAUGACUUAGGAACUGGUGUAAGCAAUCCUGUGGAAUUCACCCCGAACGUCAUGUAUGAUCCACUUUUAACCACUCCUUCGCCUACAGCAUUCUUGGAUGCCAGGGAAGUGGCUCCCCCUGUUACAGUGAAACUGAGCUGGAAAGAUUCCGGAAAGUUUAAAAAUCCAGCACUUCUUGUUAAGUACACCAUCAUGUACCACAGAGAAGGAGACAGUUAUAACAAGAGUAAAACAAUAGAUUCCCGAACGAAGACUUUGAUAACUGAUUUGGUUGGUUUAUCCUGGUAUUAUUUCUACUUGAUGGUACGGUAUGGUAGGAAAUCAUUUGAUGACAACACAACUUCAUACGGUAUCGACAGUGAAGCGGUUGAACGAAAAUUCAGGACCAAGAUUUCAGCACCAAAGCCCCCGGUAAUAUCGAACUGCAGUUCUUGGAGUAAUCUAAAUUCUAAGCCUGCCUUGACGGUCACCUGGGUUGUUCCAAAAGCGGAGUAUUUCAAUGGCCCAUUGAGGAAUGCUGUCGUACUUUACCGUUGUCAGAGAGGAAACCAGUUAAUCUCAGGAAAUAUAACCACCAAUAAUGGUAGCACUCACAGUGUGGUCAUUCCUGCUCUUAAGCCGUCUGACAGAUGCAAUGUGCAGAUGAAGCUGUGUAAUGAACCGGGUCAGCUAUGCAGUGUUGUUAGCGGAAUUUGCCGCACUGGCGACACAGAAGUAAGUUCUGUGCCGCCAUACAAGGUUUCUAAAAAAAACCUCGCCAAAACAAUAUUGAUCGCCGUGGCGGGAGCAGUUGGAGGAAUUUUCCUGGUGUUUGUCGUCUUCAUGUGCUAUAGAAAUCGUCCAAGAGGAAGCAGAAGACCUUCUUUGGGAGCUGUUCUGGAUAUGCCCCCAAUCCAUGGCUAUGACGAGAUCGAGGAGUCUUUGGAUGAUGAAAACUACGAUCGAUUAGAAGUAAAUUAAAUGGAUCAACUUACUAAUGAAAUCCAACCAAUGGCAAGAAAGAAAGUCGAAUGUGAAGACAAAAGAUUAAUUCCUGAGUAGACUAGAAAAGCAGCGGUGACUAUACUGAAGUAAAGGGGUGUGGUAUUUUAUGUAAGUAAGUAUUUUGGGGAAAAUAAGACAUUGUUCUCCUCUGCGCACUGCGCAUGCUUGCCCAUCGGUAACAAUUGCUUCUUUUCUCGUGAUAGUUUCGGCUGUUAAACUCAAGUAAAUAAUCAUCGUCGAGGUACCAGUGCACACCAAAAUAGACCGUUUCCGAGAUGUGCAAAGCCUCUGUUUUAAACCGAGGCUGUGUCUGGGGCCUUUGAUCGGGAAAUGAUCAUGUAAACACAAUGCAAAUAAAACUCUUUCCCGUAAGAAAGGUUUUGCAAUGGGCCUCGUUUGGAACUGAGAGGUAUUAGAACUCGGAAAUCGCACCUUAACGAUGCCGCAAAAGAACGCAUGGCAUAUUUUUGGACUCUUCCGGGUAGAACUUCGUGAAAAAUUUGACGAGUUUACUGGCCGUGAACUGAGGAAAUUUUUGUUGCAAUGGAGUAAGAAUGCGCUUAGGAGAAUGGAGAGCCUCAAAUUCCCCAGACAACGUCCGUAUGGGCGCACUGAUAUAUAAUAGGUGGGAAAAAAUAUAGCAGAUACGGCAGAAAACGGCACAGUAGCUUUGUAAAAGACUGGCAAAGGCCGGAAAAAAAAAAAAAAAAGGAAAAGAGCUAUGAAAUGUAAAUAAAUGAAGAAGGAGAUAGUUGUUCCACAUAAAGCACAUCAAAUUUAAAGAUAAUUCGACGCUGUUUAUUCGUAAACGUAACUAGUACGUACUUGAUGAAAAUCACAUAACACACUGGAUAAGGUUUGAAACGAGAAGCGUGCCUUUAAGUUGAGUACAGAUAGCAAAAUAGCCAAUAAACAUUUGGUUGCACGAACAACUUUUCACCGAAUUGGAUGUAAACAUUCACCACUUUCGCCUACAUUGAGGUGAAUAAUUGUUUUAGUGCGUACCUUGCAGAAAUACAAAAAGUUAGUUUAAUUCUGUCAAAAUACCGAAAAGUGGUCGGAAAUCAAACUCUUGACGCACAAUUUUGACUCUUCCGCUGCUUGGAGGUAAAGAAUACUUGUUACUCACUUCCAAA